Lycium ferocissimum is the source of this 765-nucleotide messenger RNA. RefSeq lists its product as uncharacterized. The transcript has a single exon. The record is from RefSeq and is a predicted model, not a curated record. Bases 80 to 640 code for a protein of 186 amino acids. NCBI's taxonomy places the organism in Eukaryota, Viridiplantae, Streptophyta, Magnoliopsida, Solanales, Solanaceae.
UAUUUAUACAUCCCUAAAAUCAACCACUCAAACACAUUCACAAACACAUAAAUUUUCAUUCAGUAAAAAUAAAAUUACCAUGGUAGUAGCAUUAGGUCCUGGAAAAUUCUAUGGUAGCAGUCUACCAAGACCACGAUUCUACACCAACCCGGAUCACGAACGGGUCGACCCACCCGUAUCCGUUUUAGACCCGUUUUUAUCAUGGGCUGAAGAAGCUCACUGGUCUAUGGGUGGUUUGAGUUUCAAACGCCUCCGUUUACAAGGCCGAAUCGAAGGCAAUAUAAACAAACUUAGAUCUGAACGCGAAAAAAUUGAAAAAAAAGCUGCUAAGGGAAAGGGUUUUUCGCCUUCUCCUCCACCUGAGAAGGUGAAUUUGAAGAGGAAAAUAAGAUUGGUCGAUGAAUUUGAGGAUGACGUGGAGGUUGUAGGGAGAGUUGAAAAAAGGGGUUUGGUGAGGAAAUUGGAUGAUGAUUUUGAUAGAGUUGCUACGAGAAAUAGAGAGGAUGUGGUUGAGGAGGUAAAUAAGGUGAAAACUAAGGGUAAGAGUAGGAGAUUGGUGAAGGGUUUGAAGAGUAAUGGAUCUGUGACACCAACUGCAACAAGAGUUUCUCCUAGAUUGUCUAAACGUGGGUUGCCUUGAAGGUGUUUGAUUAUUUGUUUCAAUGAAUGGAAUCUUUUAUAGUACAGGAUUAGUGUGUUGAUUUUGAAAUGUAAGGUGGAUUACUGUUGUAAUCUUGAUAGAAAUGAAUGAAAGUUUAAUGUUUG